This is a messenger RNA of Lachancea lanzarotensis, 3972 nucleotides long. RefSeq names its product LALA0S14e00430g1_1 (gene KRE5). The coding region runs from base 1 to 3972 and encodes 1323 amino acids. Gene Ontology annotation, molecular function: UDP-glucose:glycoprotein glucosyltransferase activity. The transcript has a single exon. The record is from RefSeq and is a predicted model, not a curated record. NCBI's taxonomy places the organism in Eukaryota, Fungi, Ascomycota, Saccharomycetes, Saccharomycetales, Saccharomycetaceae. Gene Ontology annotation, cellular component: endoplasmic reticulum.
AUGUUUGGGUCCAUCUUUCUGAUACUUCUUGGUGUCUUCCAUGUAAGUGGAUUGACCACCAUAACUUUCCCGCACUCUUCGUCUGGCCAGACAUUACGGGCUUGGAACACUUUAGUCAAAUUAGUGGAUGAUCGAAACGUCUUGCAGCAAUUGUAUUUCGAAAUUGCAGGAGUUGCGGAUGAUUCAGAUGACUGGGAUGGAGCUGAUGAUUCUGCUCAAUUUUCGGACCGCAUAGUGGAUGUUUUAUAUUCCUACAACUCUGAUUUGGCGGGUCUCUUUCCUUUGCAUUUCGCAAGCGAACCGGGGUUCAGUUCAAAUACGUCAAAUGAAAACUUCUUUAUACUCAAUGACAAAAAAUUUCAAUCACCCGACGAUCUUUUCUAUCUCAAGAGCUCUGAUCUCGCUGCCCAAAAAUUAACGAUUGAGAGUGAAAUAACAAGUCCGGAGGACGUCAUUCUCGGGAGUAAUGAAAACGCUCCUCUUAUUCAAUUUUACGGAUGCGAUCGUGUCUCAAGUUGGGAAUCAUUUAAUAGAAACCUGCUCACAGAGUGCCAGUCUGGGAAAAUAAGGUUUUUGUGGAGAAGUACGUGUCCAAACGACCAAAUUUUGGAUUUCGUGCCUUCUGCUGUAGCAUUAACGGUUAAAAAUUCACAAUGGGACAAACCUGUCGAACUUCCCUUGGAGGUGCCCGAAUCCUUCAGAGACAACGAGUACUAUGCACAGCAAGUCAAUGAUGCGAAGUUGAGUGAUCUCGACAAAAAAGUAACAUCUGCUAUCUGUGACCUCUACGAAGAGACUAAGGACUUCUCAAAGACUUUAAAAUACAUGAAACAAGUGGUUGACAAUUUUCCUGCACUAGCCCAAAAAUUGACAAAAUUACAAGUCUCGGACACGAAGCUCGUCGAAGCCCUGAAUAAGACAACUGAAAAUGGUAUUGAUCAUACUAUGCUCGGCUUUUAUAUCAAUGGUCAGUAUCACAAACUCUCGAAUUUGGAUAAAGUCUCUGUUGUAGAAGCUGUGACAGCAGAACUGACUCGUAUUGACCUAAUAAGGAAACUACUGCAGGAUUAUGAAGGUUUGAACGACAAAGAAUCUACAACUGUAGCCAAGGAUCUCGUACAGAAAUUUUCUACUCACUCGCUGGCUACUCUUCAAAACUCGCAGCCCGCCAAAUAUGAUUUACAUCGCGUACCCGGCUUUUCGGAAAGCGUUAUCUACUUCAAUGACAUUGAGAAUGGUGCAGUUUACAAAGAAAAGCUAAGUGACAAUAUUGGCGAGUUUUUCAAGCAGUCAGAAUUCGGUCACAUACCGGCUUAUAGGGAAAACUGGAAUGAAGUUGUCUUUGUUAUAAACUUAUCCGAACUCGAGUCGAAGGACACAUUGGAAGCUUUACAAGGAUUACUCAGAGCAGUAUCAGUUGUCGAAAACGGACACCCUCAGAGAAUUGGUUUUCUUCCCAUGGUAACCAGCUGUCAAGACAAUGGUUUACUUCGCAGGAUAUAUGAGUUAAAAAGUAAAAGUUUGAAAAGGCUUACAAACUACCUGCAAGAAUUGUCUGUCGGAACCGGAGUUAGAUCUAGUGAAUAUAAAAAUCUUCCUCCAGUGUUGGAUAUUUUGCAUGCCAAGUUGAAGUUGAAGAAUUCAUCCAUCAUCAUCAAUGGCGAAAUAUAUCCCUUCAAAAGCAACCUAUGGAACUAUAUGAUAGCCAAAGUGAUAAAAAAAGAUGUUUCGUACAUCAAGGAUGAGUUGCGCCGUAUCAAUGCUGCUGGUGUUCUUACUGCCAGAGAAAUACUACACAGAAGGUCUUUCACCGAGAGAAAUCUAAAGCUCGCACCAGACUACUUUGAGGAUGCAACAUACUUUGUUACCAAUACGACAGUUUUAAAGAAAUUAGGAACAAGACUACUUGAAUUCACAAAGAGCAGGGAUCAUAAUGUACUGCAUACCAUUUCUAUCGUUGAUGACUUCAAUACUCCAUUAGCGCUCAGAAGACUGCUUAACGCUUCAAAAGUGGGACUUUUGGGGGUAAGGAUUAGAGCCAUACACACGGGUGUGGAAACAAAACAAUGGAACAAGGUUCGACAACUAGUGGAGAAUUAUUCCUUCACUAAUAUCGAAAAGAUUAUCUCCACCAUAAAAGCGAAAAGUGCAAUCAAUGUUAUCGAUCAUGCAGUUUUCAACGCGUGGAUAUUUGAGCUGCCAUACGAUAAAUCUGUCAGAAACUCAUUCAUGACAAUCAAUGGAAGAUUCGUACAGUUUGAAGAAGAUGAAGUGCCUUCUACAAACGAAUAUGAAAUGAUUUUGCAGCGCGAAGCACUACGUGUCCUUGAUGCCACCCAAGCGCUGCAGGACAUCUUUCCUCACUUUUUAGACACAAGCAUAGAUUCUGAUCUGAUUGAAAUGGUAUCAAGUGUCUUAACGAAAUUGUUUUACGAUGGGCAGCGUUUUUACAAUAAUGGCAUUGAUUACACCGCGGAAGGCUCAUUAUCCCGAAUUGAUUUGGAAGAGUUUGUGAAUUUUGCUGCUUACAAUUCUUUUCAGCAUUCUUCGGACGUCAAAAAAGUUGAUAUCACACUGAUCGUUGAUCCCCUUGAAGAAAGAACGCAGAAACUUUUGACGCUGGUCUCUGAAUUACAGGGAUUAGAUUUCAUAAACAUUCGUCUACAUUUUCUGCCAACGAUGGAUCUGAAACUUUUUCCAAUUCAUAGGUUCUGGUUUGAAAUCAGCGAUCUGACUCCAGAAAUCGAAGAGCCUGGCAAAUAUUAUGUUGACAUUGAACGUCCAUUACACUGGCACCUUGGUCCACUAAAGGAAGGAAGUGCAGAGUUUGAAUAUGCUAUACUCGAAAUAAAUGCAUUCGACGACGCGGCAGUUCCCUCAAAAGGUCUCGUUGAAGGUAAAGGAAAUGUCUGUCUUCAGUUAGUUAACAGAGAAAACAAAGUUAUCGAUAAAACCUUUACAUCAACCACGUUCGGAUACGGCCAACUGAGAAUUCACAACCUGGGAGGGCAUUAUCGAAUUGAAAGCUGUUCCGAGAACCUUAAGGUGACUUCGUUCUCGUUUGACGCCCAUUCGAAUUACGCACCUGCCAAGUCGUUUGACGUCACCAGCUUCUCUCCUUUGCGCGCUUACGUCAAAAUAAAAGACGAGGAGAAUUUUCAAACAACUGAAAGUCUUGACGUUGUGAGGAGCUCGGUUGACAUUUUCUCAAUUGUUGAAAAUCAGGAUGAAGAGAAUGCACUUAAAGGCUUAAUCGCCAGCAUCCUCAACUCAAAUUUGGAAAAUGGCAUUAGGUUGUGGGUCUUGACAGGUGAACCACCUUCAAUUGAUUUACUUCAAUUUCUGAACGAUGUGUCCAGGAAGUUUGGAAGUCGUAUCAAAUUCGAAUUCAUAAAAUAUGACUGGCCGCGUUGGUUAAGACCACAACGUUUCACCGAAGAUGAACUUGUGGCCGUAAAGGUCUUGAUGCUGGAUUAUGUUUUCCCAGGUGAAGUCGAUAAACUCAUGUACAUGGAGCCGGGUACCAGACUUGAAGAUCUCAAAGCCUUAUGGGAAUUUAAAUUCGACACAACUUUUUGCCUGCCCCGUGCGUACCAUUCAGAUGGCAUACCGUAUUGGAAGGAGGGCUAUUGGCAGACUUUCUUGAGCAAACACAAUCUGAAAUUCCAUGCAAUUGAUCCGGUCUUCAUUGUGAACCUUACCAAGUACAGGAAUGAUCAUGUUGGUGAAAAAAUGCGGAUCCAUUACCAACGCCUCUCUGCUGGCAUCAACUUUUUGGCAAAAAUAGAUCAGGACUUGAUAAACGAUAUGCAGCCGAAAGUCCCAAUAUCAACGAUGAGAAGGAGCCUAGUUGCACAAAAAGUUACUCAGCGAGACUGGGAUGAUGAAAAUAUUGAAUCAUUAUACAGGCAACUGAUAGAGGAUGACGCUGCACCAGUGAAUCAAAACGAUUUUGAUCAUGAUGAGCUGUAA